Parasteatoda tepidariorum (common house spider) is the source of this 476-nucleotide messenger RNA. NCBI's taxonomy places the organism in Eukaryota, Metazoa, Arthropoda, Arachnida, Araneae, Theridiidae. The record is from RefSeq and is a predicted model, not a curated record.
UGAAAUCACUGAAAGUGAAUCACCGAAAAUAAAAGUUGCUUUACAACCGCGUGAGCAGCUUUUAUUAGUGUUAAUGAAAUUACGACUUGGGCUGCUAAAUGAAGAUUUAGCCUGCUGCUUUCAUAUACGGGUUGGAACUGUUAGUACAGUUUUUCACUUAUGGAUAGACGUUUUGUCUGUCAAUUUGAGGAAAUUGAUUAUAUGGCCACCAGGAAAGAUCUGCUUGAAGAAUUUGCCCCAGUCCUUCAAAGAUGUUUCUCUUGAAAAUGUGAGGUGCAUUAUUGACUGUAGUGAAAUUUCUAUAGAGAAACCUCAUAAUUUUACAGCAAGAGCACAAACAUAUUCCUACUAUAAGCAUCAUAAUAUUUUGAAAUUUCUAGUGGGUUUAACUCCAUCUGGAAUAAUUUGUUUUAUUUCUAGAGCAUGGGGUGGAAGAGUGUCAGAUAGACACUUAACCCUAAGCAGUGGGUUUUUGG